CAACGAUGGACGCGGAGCCGAAGAAGAAGAAGCGCCGAUGCAUCUCCAAGGCCGAGCGCUUGGCGAAGCGUAUGCAAGCAGUAUCGCUGCAAGAAGACGAGAAGCUGACGCAGGUCGAGGCGCUCUGCGCGACCGACUCGAGCCAAGACUGGGACGCUGCCCACCGACUGGCCACGUCGCUGACGACUCGCGCCGCCUUCCUCGCGAUCUUGCUCCAGAAGCAUCAAGCCAAGGCUGCUGCGCACUACACGCGCCGGUGGGAUCCACCCGAGGACCUCUCGCGGCUGCUGGGGAAUGAUCGUGUCUUGGCGGCGUUGCACGCCCAUGCGGCGACGGCCGCGACUUUUCUGAGCGCUUGGCGCGACGCGCCGGUCCCGCCCGCAGCGCUGCGCAAGCUCCUUCUCGCGUUUGUGCUGCCGCGGAUCGAGCGCAAGGAAGACGCGCCGCUUCAGAUCCUGUUACACCAGUUUGCCGCGCUCAAGUGGCGGCUCUUAGAACACGCGCUCGUGACCACGCAGGGCCAGCACCUCGUCAACCAAUUUGCCCAUGUCGUGCGCAGCCUCCACGACGAGCCCAAUAUUGCGCGGCCACUGACUCCUUGGCUCGAAGCUGUCGAUGGGCCCAUCGACAUUCAUCUUCGCGAAUCGGUGCGCAAGCUGGUUGAAGACGUCUUGCAGCGCGUCUGGCCCGACGCGCGCGUCCACCUCUUUGGCUCGUCCGUCACGGGCCUCUGCGCAGAAGAUAGCGACGUGGACCUGUGCGUCGUCGUGCCGUCAUCGCCCGGCCGCUUUGCCGACUCGGUCGCACUCGCGGUCGAUAUGCACGAACACCUUUCGCUCUACCUGCCUUCGCCGCACUCGAUGGUUGUCAAGAACGCGCGCAUCCCCGUCAUCAAGACGCAGCUGCAUGGCCUCGACGUGGACAUUUGUGUCAACAACACAGCCGCGCUCUGGAACUCGCAGCUGCUCGUGGCCUUUCUCCGAGCCUACCCCGCACUGCGCCCGCUCUGCGUGUGCCUUCGGUCGUGGGCCGCGCGCCGGUCGCUGCUCAAGUCGCCGACAUGCGCCCAUUCGCUCUCGCCGUACGCGUUUGUGUUGCUCAUUCUGCACUGGCUCCAGAUGCGCGGGUACCUUCCGUUCGUCGAUGUAUCCUUUGAUGACAGUCUGGUUGUCUCCAUCGCCACGAUCGAUGACGCGAUCGCAUCGGCGCUGGCCGAAGCGCUGCCGCCACCCAAGACGCUCGCGACCGCAGCGGUCCCGUCGCUUCUUGUCGACUUUUUCAUCUUUUACGCGGCCGACUUUGCCUAUGGCACGGACAUUGCGUCGCUCCGGCGCCGCGAUUUGCGCAAGCUCAAGCCCAGCAGCACGCUCCAGCUCGAAGACCCGAUCGAAGUCGACCGCAACCUCGGUGCGUACCUCAACAAGCUCUCGCAGCGUACGCUCCGCAUGGAGUUUGUGCGCGCAUGUGUCUUGUUGCACGAGGCGUUGCAUCCGGAGACGUACGAUGCGCGCGAGGCCGUCGGGAGCCUCUUCUUUGGCCAUCACGCGCGCCUUCCCGCGCCGACAGCGUCGUUUCUCGAAGUCUUGAUCCGGCCGCGCGCGUCGCAUCACUUUGGCUGGAAUAUGGCCGGUGAUGCGAUCGCGUCCGAGGCGUUCACGACGGUCGUCGUCACGACACGGGACGCGUUCCCGAGCCUAGCAGGCGUUGAUGUCGUCGGCGUCGACUGCGAAGGUGUCAACCUCGGCCGGUCCGGGUCGCUCGCCCUCGUCUCGCUUGCGAUCGGGCCGACCGUGUACCUGGUGGACGUGCUCUCGACCCCAUCGCUCCUUGACGCGCUCAAGCCGCUGCUCGAGAGCCCGUCGAUCGUCAAGGUCCUGCACGACUGCCGAAAGGACAGCGACGCACUGCUUCACACGGCGGGCAUUUCGCUAACCCACGUCUUCGACACACAGGUCGCCCAUGCAGUGCUGCACCAGCUGCGCAAGCCCGCUGCGAAGGACGACGGCCGCCAUCUCGUGGGUCCCAGUGGCAGCGCCGUCAUCGCGCUGGACAAUGCCAACCACGAAUGCAUCGCGUACGCUGACGUCUUGAGCCACUACCUGUCGCUGCCGCCGUCGCGCGUCAAGACCAGCGUCAAGGAAGCCAUGACCGGUGAUGACGCCACGUGGACACGCCGGCCUUUCUUGCCCGACCUCAUCGAGUAUGCCGCGAUGGAUGUCGCCUAUCUCAGCGUCUUGUAUCGCAUCAUGGCGCAUGCGCUUGGCCCGCACAUGCCCUUGUGCGACGCGCGUGCGGCCAUGUACCUUGGCUGCCGCGAUUGGUCGUUUGCGUCGACGCUCAACAUGGGCGACAUGGUGCCUGGGUACAUUCAAAACAUUACGUCCAAGUGCGUGUACGUGGCGUUGUCGCCGUCGACGGUCGGGCGUCUCUCGACGAGCGACGCGGUCAAGGCACCGGUAGGCGACGACGUCCAAAAGCUGACCGUGGGCGCCGCGAUCACUGUCAAGGUCGGACAUGACCGCAGCGUGCAGUGGACGAUCUAAACGAACGCCUCGGUUUCAAGGGACCGUGAAAACUCAGCUGGAUUAGGAGGACGAAGAUUUGGACGCUGCGUCGCUGUCGUUAAAUAUUUCUUGAAGUGCGCA
Molecule: messenger RNA, 2645 nt
Organism: Saprolegnia parasitica CBS 223.65
Lineage: Eukaryota; Oomycota; Saprolegniomycetes; Saprolegniales; Saprolegniaceae
Exons: 3
Coding region: 6-2543 (845 amino acids)
Biological process (GO): RNA 3'-end processing
Molecular function (GO): nucleic acid binding; 3'-5' exonuclease activity; nucleotidyltransferase activity
Source: RefSeq, a predicted model, not a curated record